Molecule: messenger RNA, 4965 nt
Organism: Linum tenue
Lineage: Eukaryota; Viridiplantae; Streptophyta; Magnoliopsida; Malpighiales; Linaceae
Source: the annotation of a GenBank genome assembly
CCCCGCAGCGGACUUGAAACCAACGCGACUCGGCUCACUCUCUCUCCAAAUAUAAGGAAGGAGGCCAACCCAGCCAAAGGGGCGUUUUCUCGGCGUUUAAUGUCUGUGCGCGGGUUGGAGUAGUCUGUGUCCGUGUGAGAGGACGAGACAAUAGACAUAAGCGCUCUUGUUCUGCGAACUGCAUCUCGUUCAUCUCUUCUCCCUUCCCUUUCCCCUCUCUCUCCGAAGCUCCAUUCCCGUCUUCCUUCCGCCGUUUCGCCCGAAUCUCUCUGCUGCUGCUCGUCCCAGGCCUCCGUCUGGAUCCACUCUCCGUCAGUCACUUUGUCUCCCUCUCAGUCAGGCAAAGAGCUCCUUAAUCCCUCUCCGAGUUUGUACCGUCCAAUUCGAUAACGAUGUUCGGCUCUCCAAAUCCUUUUGGACAGACAUCAAGUAGCCCUUUUGGGUCAACUGGCUUUGGCCAGACAAGUGCUCCAACCAGUAAUCCUUUUGCACCCAAACCCUUCGGUAGUCCAACCCCUUUUGGUUCCCAGACUGGCACUUCCAUGUUUGGGGGAACAUCAACGGGUAUGUUCGGCACACCCCAAGCUUCCUCACCUUUCCCAUCUACAACAACAUUUGGGGCCUCGUCAUCUCCAGCUUUCGGGAGCUCAAUGUCUGCUUUUGGAGCAUCUAGCACGCCUGCGUUCAAUAGUUCUUCGUCAUCAUUUGGUGGGUCAUCUGUGUUCGGUCAAAAGCCUGCCUUUGGAGGAUUUGGGUCGAGUACAACUCCUACUGCAUUUGGAGGCACUAACCAACAAUCCCAACCUGCAUUCGGGAAUAGUUUGUUUGGUUCCACGACACCUUUUGGGGCAGGCUCUCAGCCUGGAUUUGGUGGUACCAGCACGCCUGCCUUUGGCUCGACAAGCACCCCUGCUUUUGGUUCAACAAGCACCCCAGCUUUUGGUGCUCCAAGCACUCCGGCGUUUGGUUCGACAAGUACUCCAGCUUUUGGAUCAACAGCGAGCCCAGCUUUUGGUAGCACAGGAGCAGCCUUUGGUGUGUCUAGUACCCCAGGUUUUGGAUCUUCAAAUACUUCAGUUUUUGGCUCCUCAAGCAACCCGUCUUUUGGUGCUUCAUCUUCUGCUUUUGGGGCUGCAAGCACUCCUGCAUUUGGGGCUUCCAGUGCUCAAACUUUUGGUGCAUCUAGCACUCCAUCAUUUACCUUUGCAUCCAAUUCAGCUUUCGGUCAGUCGACCUCUGCAUUUGGAAGCAGCCCAUUUGGAGCACAGAGUUCUGGGUUUGGGUCCCAGGCAACAACACCAACAUUUGCAAGCUCAGGCUUUGGGCAAGCACCUUUUGGUACGCAGCGAGGCGGAAGUAGGGCAGUGCCCUACACAGCAACUCCUGACACAGAAACCACUGGUACAGGGGGGCAGCCUGGGAAGUUAGAGUCGAUAUCUGCCAUGCCUGCCUACAAAGAGAAAAGCCACGAGGAGUUACGAUGGGAGGAUUAUCAAUCGGGAGACAAAGGCGGUCCUUCCUCUGGGCAACAACCUGGCGCUAUCAGUUUUAAUGCACCAGCAGCACAAUCAAACCCGUUUGCUCCAACAUCUACAUUCCCUCAAACUUCUGCUAAUCCUUUUUCUUCGACGACGGCGUCUAAUCCAUUUGCUCCCAAGGCUUUUGCUCCAUCAGCUACCUCAGCUUUCAGUUCUUCACCUUUUAGUGCUCCUACGGCAGCUAACCCUUUUCAGUCGACAUCCUUUCCAUCCUCAUCCAGUGGUCCAUUUGCCUCCUCAUCUCCAUCUCUUUUUGGCCCAUCAAGCUCAUCAAGUUUCGCUUCCACGCCAUCCCUGUUUACAUCCAGUGCCCAGGGAACAACCUCAGCAUUCAACCCUACCAUGGCUUUUCCCAAUAGCUCUCCUACAUUGUUUCAAUCGACCACACCUUCGCUUUCACAAACAGGUUCUGGUUUUGGACCAGCUACUUCUGCCUUUGGACCGAGUUCCACCUCUCCAUUUGGUCCUUCAAACGCUUUCAAUACCUCAGGAACCUCGCUUCAAGGAAGCCUUUUCUCAAGCACACCUUCUUUAUUUCCUUCAACCAACCAAGUCUCUAGUUCGACACCUUUUCAAUUGCCUCAAUCUAGCUUUGGUAACUUUGGCCAGUCUCAAGGUGGCGCAAGUUUGUUUGCCAACACAUCUGGUCAGAACAAUUAUGGACAACAGUCUAUCGGACAGAGCUCUGCUGCUGUACUUCCAGCACCUAUGACCAAUCCUUUUGGCACUCUCCCAGCAAUGCCUCAGAUAUCUAUUAAUAGAGCUGGAACUACACCUUCUGUGCAGUAUGGGAUCUCAAGCUUGCCUGUUGUUGACAAACCUGCACCUGUCAGAGUAUCCUCCUUAUUGACCUCUCGACACCUGUUGCAAAGGCGGAUUAAGAUGCCUGCAAGGAAAUAUUAUCCCAAACAUGAUGGUCCAAAGGUUCCGUUUUUCAGUGAUGAGGAUGAAUCUCCCAGCACACCCAAGGCAGAUGCCCUUUUUGUUCCUAGGGAAAACCCAAGAGCUUUGGUAAUUCGCCCUGUAGAUCAAUGGCCGUCGAGAGCUAGUGUGGACAAAGUGUCUCCGGUUAGGGAUGUGCAUCAAAAUGGCAAGUUUCUGACUCCUUUUCUGUCGCCCUCUCUCUCCGUGAAGUGUAAAGUUCCAGAAGCAGCAAUGGAUGGAGAUGAUGUAUCUUCCUUGAAUGGUACCAACAAGGCCAAUGGCAAAGAUAAGAGCCCGGCGGGUGAAAAUGGUGUUGGCAACAAGGAGCAUGUGGAACUGAAUCAGAAACUCAAUGGAAGAGUUCAUCACGAAGAUCAUUCCAGCCCGAAUUAUGAAUCAGACAACAAGAGGCCUAUCAAUGGUCGCAGAGCUGGAGAAGCGGCAAUAGUGUAUGAGCAUGGAGCAGAUAUCGAGGCACAAAUGCCGAAACUCCGCCGUCCCGACUACUACACAGAGCCGCGCAUCCAAGAACUGGCGGCUAAAGAAAGGGCCGAACCGGGUUACUGCCGCCGUGUUAGGGAUUUCGUGGUUGGCCGACAAGGCUAUGGAAGCAUCAAGUUUCUGGGUGAGACAGACGUGCGGGGGCUUGAUCUGGACUCCCUCGUUCAGUUCAACACUAGGGAGGUGAUUGUGUACAUGGACGAAGAGAAGAAGCCACCUGUGGGACAAGGUCUGAAUAAGCCUGCUGAAGUCACCCUUCUGAACAUAAGGUACGUCGACAAAGCUACCAAGCAGGUGUUGACAGAAGGGCCAAGGGCUCUAAAAUACAGCGAGCAGCUGAAGAGGAAGACUAAGGAGCAAGGUGCUGAAUUCGUGUCGUAUGAUGCACCGAAGGGAGAAUGGAAGUUCAAGGUCGAGCAUUUCAGCACGUACAGGCUUGUCGAGGAGGAAGAAGAAGAAAAUGUUUGCUGAGGCUCAUGAUGAUUAAUAAUUGGGGUUUGGAGGGUUUGCUAUGUAAGAUUGGAUGGCUUCGAAGUUGUAUAGUAUACUACUGCUACCUCGCAAACAAUAGUGGGCUUGUUUCUUGUUUCUGCUUACCUGUUGCUAUCCUUUCUUCCAGGUCGCUUUUGUUCUGAAGUGAAGUUUCUGGGAGCUUUUGAAUUGGUAUACCUUUCGUCUCCUUUCCCCUUUGUCCCUCGACUCGGGUUUUGUAUUUGUUCAUUUUUCAAACUUGUGCAGGUGGUUGGUUUAAAAUUUAAAUGAACUGAAGAUGGUUCAUUUGGUGACACCAUUGUACCAAUAAUAUAUAGAAUACUGAAAGGAAAAGAAAUGGAAAGGCAAUAUCAUUGUAAAUAUUACACGGCAGCAGAAUCAAAGUACAUAUAGCAGAGGUAUCGAAAUCGAGCUAUGCCUGCAGAUCGAUCAUGAAACUGAUCGGAUUAUUACCAACCGUAGAACGCAAGCAAUUGGAGUAACUAGAUAUAUAGAACGCAGUUUGGAAGGCUGAUGCUUUAUAUAAUUGUUACCACUCCCGCAGGUGGAUAUAGUGAUGAAUCAGAAGAAUCCGUCGUCAUCAUCAGAUCCUCGCUCAUGACGACGACUUCUGAAGCGUUCCUCGUCACCACCGUCCACAAUGUUCUUCUUCCCCCUCCUGUUUCCAAGCCUGUCACCGCCGCGGUGCAGUGGAAGGUGGCGGGGGUGGUGGUGGUCGGAGAUGUCCAUAUGGACGCCGGGGUCGUUGGUGUUGUAGUGGCUGUCGAACAUGAUGGAGUUAUUCACGGCCUGGAAGUUGCUGUUCACGUAAGUCCCAACACCCUCCUCCUCGUCGUCUUCCUCCGCCGCAUCCUUCAAAUCAUUAGCAUUGCUCGCCUCGUCGCUCUUUCCCUUGCCCUUGUUGAGGGAAGAGUAGUAAUGGUGGUGGGGCCUCGCAUUGCGGUCUUGAUCGUCCAAGUGGCCCCGCAUGGUGGCUCCGGUGUUGGUCCCGGCCAGUGUCACCACCCUCACCCCAUGUUGCUGCUGUUGCGAUUCGGCAUCGUCGUCCCCGGCCGCGACGGUGUGGCCGCCGCCGGUGGGGAUGCCGGAGACGCGGUUGGUGAUGGUGUUGACCAUGUCCCUGACGUGGCGAUCCAGAGGCUUUUGGCUGGCCGGCCCACCUGCUGCUGGCACCAUGAUUGGUUGAUUAUGUUGGUGUGGGAAAUUGGGAUUUGGGAGGGGUGACUGCCCUUUGAUUGAUGGCGUUGCAGCUGGAAUAAGUUUCAGCCAUAUUUAAGGAGCGAAAAGAAAGAGGUGUGGGAAUGGCUUGACUUGGAGUGAAAUGCGAAGGAUUUAUUCUGUGCUCUUCUUUGCUGGGGGCAGGGGAAAGGGAUCACUUGGGCAGCUAGUUCUCUGCCACCCUCUCUCUGCCUUUUAUGAGCGGUAACAGAUGUAAGAUAUGGUCAUUAUGAAUUGGGCCGAGAGGGAGGGGCUGGGCGGGGAGAUAUGAAACGGUGGGCUCGGCCCAAAA